Messenger RNA from Tilletiaria anomala UBC 951, 2909 nucleotides. RefSeq lists its product as uncharacterized. Gene Ontology annotation, biological process: mitotic sister chromatid cohesion; synaptonemal complex assembly; replication-born double-strand break repair via sister chromatid exchange. Gene Ontology annotation, molecular function: protein binding; chromatin binding. The transcript has 5 exons. The coding region runs from base 296 to 2842 and encodes 848 amino acids. The record is from RefSeq and is a predicted model, not a curated record. Lineage: Eukaryota; Fungi; Basidiomycota; Exobasidiomycetes; Georgefischeriales; Tilletiariaceae. Gene Ontology annotation, cellular component: cohesin complex; synaptonemal complex.
CGUUGUUUGACGGGAUAGGUCCAUACCCUCACGCGUUUGGACCUUGCCUUUCGUUCGUCCAUCUGCGCCCUCGCUGCAAUCUGCACUCGCUUGAAAUCUCGAAUAUUCAGAGGCUGCACGCCUGGGAAACCCGCAGCGCCGUAUCCACCAUAUUUAAAGCCGCAGUCGGCCCUGUCCUCAUUGAGGGUACGCUCUUUCUAUCCAGCAUCCAUCUCCACCUCGAGCAGGCCGCUUCGUGGCCCGCGACCUGAACUCGGCAACCACCUGAACUCGCCAAGGACGCAACCAGAGCAUCAUGUUCUACUCAGAUUCCAUUCUUUCCAAGCGCGGGCCACUGGCUCGCGUAUGGCUGGCAGCUCACUGGGAGCGAAAGAUCAGCAAGACGCAGUUCUUGCAGACCAACAUCGAAAAGAGUGUAGGCGCAAUUGUUGCCGAAAAGGGCAUGCCGAUGGCUCUUCGUCUUAGUGGGCAGCUCCUUCUUGGUGUCGUUCGCAUCUAUUCGCGCAAGGCACGAUAUCUACUGGAGGAUUGCAACGAGGCGAUUCUCAAGAUCAAGAUGGCUUUCCGCACCGGCACAACGAACGUCGAUUUGAACGCACAUCAGUUGACUGCGUCCAAAGCUGCUAUCACCAUGCCGGACAUGCGCACAGAGUUCGACCUCAUGCUUCCCGAUCCAUUCCUACAGAACUGGGACCUGGAACUUGAGCUCAAUGCACCGCAGGCGGCAGGUCAACAAUCGCGCAAAGACCGCGAUGGUACGCCGGUCAGCAGUGGACGUGGUGCCCAUACCGCCAAGGAGAGCGAUAUCACGCUCCCGCGUAACGACUUUGGCAUUUAUGACGACGACCUCGGUAUGGGCGCCGGCUACGGCUUUCUCGGCGACGGGAUUAACAGCCAGGACUUUGAUCCCGACGGUGGUGCGCUCGAUCUCGGGUUGGACCUGGAUGACGCCCAUCCAAGCCAGCUCAAAGACGCAGAGGGAAGGCUGGUCGAUGCGGACGGUGUCCCGGUGCGAGAAGACUCGGCUGGCUUUAUCGAUGAUUCGCUGAGCAUCGGCGUCGGCCGCGAUGCUGCGCCUAUGGCAAAGCGCAGUCUUGGCUCGUUGCUCGGGGUUGGUUCUGAGAAUGAUCGUGCAAGCAUCAUCAGCGAUGGUUGGCGCAACGAUGAGCUCCCGCCACUUGAAGACGGGCCGCCAUAUGAUUAUGACGAGUUGCCGCUGAUGGAGGACUUGCCUGAUUUCUACAUCGAGGAGUCUGGUGCGGGUGUAGAAAUGAGCAUGGGUCAAAGGCUUGCGCGUUCUGUCACACCUGCUACGCAAGUAGGGGACGACACAAUGGCUCUCCUGCAAAAUGUUACACCAAAUACACUCGGAAAGAUGAAGGAGGCUGCUUCAAAGCGCAUGUUUCUCGCUACGAAGACGCACGGUACGAAGGCGGGACAAAAAGGGCCGCUCAUCGAUUCGGUCAUCGAGAUGCAGACCGCAGCGGGCAAAAACAAGAGUCAAAGCUUGGUGCAGUCUGUUGCGCAAUUCAAAAGACCGGAUGGCAUUGUCAAGCCGGGAGAGUUCUUGCCUGCCGAUCCCGAGGCUCUCCAUUUCCAGAACAUCGAGCGCGAUCCUAUCGCCUAUUACCUCCCUGAACUCGUUCUUCCGAAAGACCAACGAACGGUGUAUGUCGGCCCGACGAACCUAGCACCGGAGCUGCAGUCGCUCUUCACGUUCGACCUCGACGCCAUUCGCCAACGAGAGGCAGAGCUUGAUGCAGAGGGCGCUCCGCCAGCGAAGCGGAGACGCACAGGAGGAGGAGAGGAAGACGAAGACCUGCUGAGCGAAGUGGGGCGGCGCGACGACAGUCGCACGGCGCGGCGCGACUCCCUCGGUCUCGGUGCUGGCUUCACGGGCGACGGCACAACUAUGUCGCGCGGCGGCGACGGAGGUUACGACUCGUACAGCGAGCUACCGCCGCUUGAAGAUACGCCGUAUGUGUACAACGACGAGUUGCCUCCGCUGGAAGACAUGCCGGACCACUUUAGGCGUGAGGGCGACGAUACAGCAGCGGCAGCGAGAGGAGCAGCUGAAGGAGGGGAGCAGACUGCAUUGAGACGCUCUGCUCGAGGCAAGACUGGUCCGACGGAUCUCAUGGCAGAAUUAGGCCAGCUCCCCGCUCUUAGCAGAUUGUCUACGCCGGAGCUUGAUCUGGACGGCUGGAGCGCAACAGCGUCCAACCCACUCGGCGGCUUCGAGGGAGCAGCAGCAGGAGCGCAUGACGCACAGUUCCGGUCUGCGGCCGCUGCUGCAGCGAGCACACAAGUAUCGCAGAAUUCGACAGCAGGAUGGAGCAGGAACACCGUACGUGCACUCAGUGUUGUACGGUCGCAGCUGAUGCCCAGCGCAGAGGAAGAAGCAGAGGCAGCCGCACAGGCAGCUGGGGGAGCUGAACCGAUAGCAGAGAAGAUGUUGAGCUUUGAGAAAGUCUCGGAGAACUCGUCGCGCAGGGCAGCAGCGGCUUUCUUCUUCGAGAUGCUCGCGCUGGGCACGAAGGACUGCAUCAAGCUCAAGCAAGAGGAGGCAUAUGGCGACAUUCACGUGACAGCCAAAGACAGGCUAUGGGAUAUCGAGGUGGUAGAGCCUGCUGUCAUUCCUCCACCUGCGCAGACGGGCGUGGCUGCGUCCAACUCGGAUGCAGCUGCAGCCGUCCGCCAAACGCAGAGCCCGAGCGUGCAGUCUACACCGCGCUCACAACAACAGAUCAAGCAGACGGCAGCAGCUCGAUCUACACCCGCACGCUCGGUCAGAUCAGCGACGCCGCGGGCGACACCGAGAGCAACUCCCGCGUUGGUCUGAGAUCACGAUGUGGCCAACAUUUGGAUGCUUGUACGUUAUGCAUAUUAUUCUAGUAUCAAAGCUUUUG